Messenger RNA from Stylophora pistillata, 4125 nucleotides. RefSeq names its product sestrin-1. The record is from RefSeq and is a predicted model, not a curated record. Gene Ontology annotation, cellular component: nucleus. Gene Ontology annotation, molecular function: oxidoreductase activity, acting on peroxide as acceptor; L-leucine binding. Gene Ontology annotation, biological process: cellular response to L-leucine; cellular response to leucine starvation; positive regulation of macroautophagy. Lineage: Eukaryota; Metazoa; Cnidaria; Anthozoa; Scleractinia; Pocilloporidae.
AGGUUUCACUGAGAAGAAAUGUCACAUCAUGGCUGUAGGAGAACAGUUUCUCUUAUCCUAGAGGAUAUGUUGGCAGUUUUGUAAGGAUUGUCUUGGCUUUCAUUGCCGAGGAUUGAUCCUGGAAUCAUGAACGAUGAAGAGGACUUACCCAGUGAGAUAGACACCAUCAAAGAUUUGUGUGGCCUGCAAACAAGAGACGUAACUUCUCGGCUUGAAUUCCUUGAAUUGUUAGGGAAAACACUAAAAGCGUGGACAAACAGACGACAAGAAAAUGGGGAAAAUGGGUUUGGAAACUUUUCAUCGAGCGUUUUGCCUUGUAUUUUAAGACUGUCAUUUAGAUGUCCCUUUUCGGAUAUCAGGGAGCGUUGUACAGAUUUGCUUCUCGCCGUGAAGGAAAAGGAUAUUAAGGUUCCUCGAGCAAUUUACAAGGGGCCUUCGAAGUUUAUCCCGUCUAAAAAGGUUCCUUCUAUGGACACUGAUGAUGAGCAAGUGCUUAGCUUGCUUGUAGAAUCCUUCCUGUUAAGUGGACGUGUUACAAAUGUCACUUCUCUACUUUCACUUCACCCUCAGUACCUGGAAUGCUUCCUAAAGGCUGAGUUUUCUAUGUUUAAAGGGGAAGGUCCUCUGCCUUUUAUCUGGAGAUGUUACAUUGCUAUUAUGGGAGCAAGCAGGCAUCGCUGUUGCUACUUGGUACGAUUGUAUGAGAUAGAGUUCCUGAAACAACAAGGAAAUGAGGAAUGGCUUCAUGGCCUGAACCAUGUUCCAGCCAAGCUAAGGGCUCUCUGUGAGAUCAACAAGAUCUUAGCACACCAGCCAUGGUUACUGAAAGCCAGUCACAUUGAGAACCUGCUCAAAGGACAAGACAAUUGGUCACUUUCAGAACUCGUUCAGGCUAUCGUAAUCCUAGUUCAUACCCACAGCCUGUGUAGUUUCAUAUACGGCUGUGGAAUAACACCUGAAAUAGACUUUGACAGAGGGCAUACAUACAAACCACUAUCACUCUCUGAGUCCAACAAAGCAAUGAUUGAAGGGGAUAACCUUCCUGUUAAUGGUGUGGACAAUCAGUGUAGCAUGAAAGACCUGAUGGAGAAAAUGAAGGAGGUAGAAGCAAAACAGGAUACUCUUCUGGAGACAACACAGGAGGAACUGUUUCAACAGUUUGAAAAAGUAGAAAGUGGAGAAGUUUCCACUUGUAAAGACAAAGUUUCAGUUGUCAGUGAAGCACCCCAGCCAGGUAUAGCAAGAUACCUAACAGAUGCCUCAUUUGGUUACCGUGAUUUUGCAAACAGAAUAGAAGAUGAUAUAUCAACCUUCCGAGUGCAAGAUUACUCAUGGGAAGAGCAUGGCUUUUCACUUAUCAACAGACUCUACCCUGACAUGGGUCAGAUGCUGGAUGACAAAUUUAGCUGCACAUUCAACCUGACAUAUAACACGUUGGGUAAAGUGGAAAAUGUGGACACAUCAACUUUUCGCACAGCUACUUGGAACUAUAUCCAUUUAGUUUUUGGCAUAUAUCAUGAUGAUUAUCUAUACACUGAGGUUAACAAGCUGUUGGAGAGGCCAUUUAAACAGUACAUUAAAGUGGUUGCUUGCUAUCCCGAAAAAGUUACCAUUGAUGACUACAUGGGAUUUAUGCCAGACCUGGACCAUUCAGAGAAGGUUCAUAUCAACCUUUUACUGUUGGAGUCUCGCCUUCAGGCUGAACUUCUAUAUGCGUUAAGAGCUAUAAUGAAGUAUAUGACGUGAUGCAUCACGUGACGAUAUUUGACGCGUGUACCACGUGAUGUGUAAUGUUUGGAGUCAUAGAAGUGGAAUUGAAUAGAGGAGAAUCCCUUGGUGGUUAAUCCUGAUUGUAUUUAUUAUCGUAUGUUGACAGCUUCCUUAAAUGUACAAAUCGUUGUUGUCCUAUUUUCAGUUGUGGGAUAAUAUUGGGAAAUGUACCUCCCUCGUUUCUAAAUAUUUUAAAUUAUCGUGGCUAUCACGUUAGAAUGUAGCCUUGAUUGAGAAUAUUUUUAUUUGAACGUUGAAUGAUAACGCUUCAAGUUCGAGAAACUUUAUAUUUCAGUGUUCUUUCGUUCAUGUUAUCUUUAACGAAGCUGGUGUUGUAACAUUUCCCAGACCGUGCUCGAGAACAAGAAAUUGUCUCGUCUUAACAAGAUUAUGAGCAAGAACCUUGUUGUUCUGGCUUUUUCCAUUUCAGUUGUUUAUAGAGUGGGUCACUGACACCUGAAAUGGUAGAGAUGCCUAGAUUUGUUUGACAAUGGUCUUAUGGAUGGAAAAAUCGGGAAUUGUGCCAUUCUUUGUGAAUUUCAUUUCCAGGAGAACUUAAAUUUUUCAUGACAAAAGCAGAUUAACAACAUCCCUAUCUCGUUAUUACAACUCAUAAUAGAACGUUGAUUUUGUGUAGAAUAGAAAGUAUUUUUUCAUUUAUUCAUACGAAAUGCGCAGAGUGGUUUGUGAAUGGAGACCAUCAGAAAAGUCCAAAAUUUUGAGGAAGCACAGAGAACAAAUUACAGGCUAGUGUAGAAACAGUUGAUUGACAAGAAGGGAGAGAAAAAGAUCACGUGAUGGACGAUAAUGGUUUGCGGAGUUUUAUUCGAUUGGCUCUGCUUUUUCAACCCUUUUUGAUUAGUCAGGUUACCUCAAGCGUUGUUGAGCGUAAAAUCGGAGUGAUGCAAGAAUGUUGUAAAACUGAUAUUUGGUAUGGAAAGGCAAUGAAGAUAAUUUGUUAACCAGCACUGUACUACAUACGGUGUGGAUGUCGGAUUAAUUUCGCUCGACUAAGAACCUUCAGCAAAUCACUGACUUGCGGUGAGAAGGUAUCUAGUCAUUUCCUUGUUGCCCUUCUGAACUUUUUUUUUCCUUAGUUGAUGUACUAACGAAUGAUUAUAUGUUAUUAUCUUUAUAUUAAAUAUUACCCCAUCAGAGAUCGACUUCAGCCAUUUUGAGUGGCCUUAAGGUAUAGACUGUAUUUUAAAGCGAACAUAGAGGUGGAAUAAGUUGAUCGCUUUUCUGAUGAGGUCAGGCGCCAAGUGCCCUGCAAUACCUGGUAUUUUAAAGAAAGGAAAUCAUCUUCCAACUGUCAGCAUGAUAUCAGAGCCAUAAACAAAAUUUUUUCAAGCUCUUGUCUAUCUUGAAGAAAUAAAAUCAGGUUUGUUGCUAGAUGGAGUUCGAUCUCAGCUUCGUCGAACCUGAUACGUACAUAGUUCUUUUUUUACCGGACGUUACCCCUCGGAAAUGAGUGAAAUACGGCGAUAUCAAAAAGCCGAUUUAGUCACGUCCCAAGCCUCUGUGACCCAGGUCUUGAUGCAUUUUGCCUAAUGUUUAUCAAAAAUUGUUCGAAUAAAAUGUAGCAUCUAAUUCGGCUAUCUUUCAGUCUUGAAUUGUGGCUCAUUUAUCAUCAAAAUGAUUGAAGUUCGGAAGACAUUUACUUUAUUGACAGAGAAGAGGUUAUGCGGGUCUACUUCAGAGACUAUGGAAUCCCACUAGUUUGGAGUAUGAAGCACCAAGGGGCAGGCUGUAUUUUAAUUUUUUUUAUUCUGUUAUGUAUAUUGAAAUGCGUUUAUUAAAGAUAAGACAAUUAUGUUUUAAAGUAAGACACCAAUAUCUAACUUUUUAUCACCAAGGAAGAGUGUCGUAUGAGAGUAAUCAAUACAGUGUUUAAUUUGACGACUGAGAUCGUUCAGUUUAUUUUUCUAGUUCAGUCCAUGAUUUUUAGUUGACUCCAUAUCACUCACUCUUCCAUUAUGAAAAGUCAACUUUCCCUAAGAAAAUUAUCAGGAUGUAACAUGAGAUACGUAACUGCUUCAGACGCAGUUGAAAUAUCAUUAAUGUUUCAUUGUGUAUAUUGUGCUUGUGUACAGUUCAGUAGAUUGCCGAGACGACCUAUCAAAGCCUCCAGUAGCAGACUGAACAUACUUACGUCAUUCAAAGAAAAUAUAGGACCCCUGCGGUGGCCUGCAGAGAUCGCUAGUACCAGGGUAAAUUAUGUUCUGAGAAUUCUCGUAGACUGCUUGUUGUUGGAAAUACGAAUAGUGCUAGUCUUUCUUUUCGAUUCGAGGCUAUCGAUUUUAUUUUAUGAACACUGUAAGUGUGGCGAAACAUUAAAAACUUAUUUGAAACUUG